GUUAUACUGAGAGUCACGUAUCACCUACAAUACAGGCAGGGCUUCGGAAUAAGUUACAUCUACAAUCACCACCAUGGCAGACCCCAACAACCCUCCCCUGUCGUACGAGGCGUCCGCCUCGACCUGCCACCCGCAUGUCGCCAGCACCUUGCCUACGGAGGUGGUCUCCAGCCUCAAGAACUCGCGCUUUCUUCAUCUUGCAACCACCGAUGGCAUGACCCCCCACAUCUCCCUCAUGUCAUACACCUACCUACCAUCCACUCCGUUCGACCCAUACCCCACGAUUAUCAUGACCACCAACCCAUCGUCUCGCAAGACCAACCAGAUUCUGACAAAUCCUCGUGUCUCCCUUCUGGUCCACGACUGGGUCUCCCACCGUCCUCCUACGCGCGCACCCCACCCCGGGGGUGACCGAGAGGGCUCUCCGCCACCCGCAGCCACCCGCUCAUCCUUGGCUAGCCUACUGCUGAACUUGAACACGAGUGCGCUGUCGAGCAUCUCCACGACAAUUGCCGGUACUGCCCGGGUCCUGGAGCCCGGUUCGGAGGAGGAGGAAUGGUGCAAGACACAGCACUUGGAGAACAACACUUUCGAGGAGGAGAUCGGCACGUUCGGACAGCAGCUCCAACAACAGCCGGGAGCCAGAAGGCCGAGCAUCUCGAUUGACAGUGACGUGCGGGUAGUGACUGUGCAGGUGCGGGAGGGACGUAUUGCGGACUGGAAGGGAGGGGUGCGUGAUUGGCAGUUGGUUCGUGAGGGCGAGUCGCAGGAGACCUUGAUCAAUGGAGUUGCGCCUGCAUGAUUUCGAGUUGCAGUCCUUUCUUUCUCAAUGUUUCCACCAAUUCAAACCCCGCAUUGUCUACUCUGUCCAACCCAUAUCUUGUCCAUAUCAGUGGCUUGGAGGAACAUAUGUCCAAAAGUCCAGUGACUAUAUCUGCGUAUUAUCAAACCCAACAUGUCUACACA
Molecule: messenger RNA, 966 nt
Organism: Aspergillus fijiensis CBS 313.89
Lineage: Eukaryota; Fungi; Ascomycota; Eurotiomycetes; Eurotiales; Aspergillaceae
Product: pyridoxamine 5'-phosphate oxidase family protein
Exons: 2
Coding region: 74-802 (242 amino acids)
Cellular component (GO): cytoplasm; nucleus
Source: RefSeq, a predicted model, not a curated record